Hirundo rustica (Barn swallow) is the source of this 2874-nucleotide messenger RNA. RefSeq names its product Rho guanine nucleotide exchange factor 1 (gene ARHGEF1). Gene Ontology annotation, cellular component: cytoplasm. The transcript has 30 exons. Bases 34 to 2874 code for a protein of 946 amino acids. Gene Ontology annotation, molecular function: guanyl-nucleotide exchange factor activity; G protein-coupled receptor binding. NCBI's taxonomy places the organism in Eukaryota, Metazoa, Chordata, Aves, Passeriformes, Hirundinidae. Gene Ontology annotation, biological process: G protein-coupled receptor signaling pathway. The record is from RefSeq and is a predicted model, not a curated record.
GGAAACAGGACGAGCCCCGCCCCCGUGAGCAGGAUGGAGCCGGAGGAGGGUUUUAAUGGGCCCCCCUGCGCGGGUGCCCGAGGCCCCUCGGCCGCUGCCAUCAUCGGCGCCGAGGACGAGGACUUCGAGAAUGACAUCGAGCCCACCCCCGAGGAGCAGAACAGCCAAUUCCAGAGCCUGGAGGUGCUGCGGCAGCACCCGCUGUCCCUCAUGGCCUUCCUGCAGCACGUCGUGCUCCAGUUCGACUCCUGCCCCGUGCUCUGCUACCUGCACGUGGACAUGAUGCGGAGGAUGAACCACAAGGAGGGCAGGAAGCAAUUCCUGGAAUUCUGCCACUUGUUCCUGGACAAGACAGGACUCCUGCGAGUGCCCAUCCCACACCACGUCCAGUUUGAACUGGAACGGACCCGCCCGGAGCUGCUGUCAGAGGAGACCCAGCGACGAUUCCUGCAGGACAUCCAGAAUUUCCAGGAGCCAGAGAUUUCCCGGCAGCUGGAAGACUUCAGGUCGAAGCGGUUGAUGGGGAUGACGCCGGGAGAGCAGGAGCUGUCAGAGCUGGAGUGGAGCCGGGCCCGGGAUCCCUCGGGAUGCGAAUCCAAGGAGAAGCAGCUGGCGGAGCAGCUCCUGGCCCGGCUCGAGGAGAUGCACCUCACCAUCUCUUCUGAUGAGGAAAAAAGCUCCGUCAUCUUUGGUGCCAUCGUCACCUACAUGAAGUUCCUGGGGGUGAGAACCAAGGCAGGUGACGCCAAAAAAUCCAAAUCCAACUUCUUCCGUAAAAAGAUUUCUGGGAAGGAGCCCCAGGGAAAGGCCUGGAAGGGGUUCAGCCUCCCCGGGGCUGCUCUUUGGGGUCGUGACACCCACAGUGCUGAGUUCAGGCAAAGCAAAGGCCCCGAGGGCGAAGCCGAAAAGCCCCCCCACCCUGAACGGAGAGGCCCGAGGGGGGCUGAGCGUGUUGAGGGGGGCUCUUCCCGCCCCCCCCGUGGUGGGGGGGGCACAGGUGGGACCCCCGACCCCCCGCUAGGCCUGGCCAUCACCGUGCCACCCCCGGGCGGAGACAGCACCGAGGCUGAAGCAGGGACAGACCCCCCAGGACCCUUGGAAUUGGGGGAACCCCCCCUGGAGCCUCCAUCUGGAGAGCAGCACCCAGUGGAGGAGGGAACCGAGAGUGAGAGGAUUCCCGGGAGAUUGGGGCGCUCUGAGAGCCUCCGGGUGCCCGAGCGACGCCGCUCCCAAAAACUGGGGGGGGGGCGCCAGCUGCCCCCCCGCUCCCGCAGCAACGUCGACCUGCAGGGACCCCCCCCCACCCUGGAGCCGGGGGGGCCCGGAGGGGGGGACCCCCCGCCCUUUCUGCCUCGGCAGCCUGAGGAGGCUGUGGCGCGCCUGGAGCCGGAGCUGGAGCAGGAGCCGCCGGCCUGGCGGGAGCUCGCGGCCCCCGACGCCCUCCUCAGGCUGCCCCAGCGCGAGGUGCGGCGCCAGGAGGUCAUCAACGAGCUGUUCCUGACGGAGCACGCCCACGUGCGGAUGCUGCGCGUGCUGCUGGAGCUCUUCUACCAGCCCAUGCUCCGCGAGGGAUUCUUCGACGAGCAGGAGCUUUCCAACAUCUUCCCGAGCCUCGAGGACCUCGUGGAAGUUCACACCUUGUUCCUUGACAGCCUCAAGAAGCUGCGGGAGGAGAGCGGCUUCAUCAUUGCCGAGAUUGGGGACGUGCUGCUGGCCAGGUUUGAGGGCACCGAGGGCAGUUGGUUCCAGAAGAUCUCAGCACGGUUCUGCAGCCGCCAGAGCUUCGCCCUGGAGCAGCUCAAGGCCAAGCAGAGGAAGGACACCAGGUUCAACCAGUUUAUCCAGGAGGCAGAGAGCCGCCCCCGGUGCCGGCGGCUGCAGCUCAAGGACAUCAUUCCCACGGAGAUGCAGCGACUCACCAAGUACCCCCUGCUGCUGCUCAGCAUCACCAAAUGCACAGAAGCCGCAGCCGAGCGGGCCAAGGUGGAGCAAGCGGCCGAGUGCUGCCGCCAGAUCCUCAACCACGUCAACCAGGAGGUCCGGGACAUGGAGAACCUCAUGAAGCUCAAGGAUUACCAGCGGCGCCUUGACCUCUCCAACCUGAAGCAGAGCACGGAUCCCCUGCUGAGCGAGUUCAAGAACACCGACAUCACCAAGCGCACGCUGGUGCACGAGGGGCCGCUGACCUGGCGCGUCACCCGCGACAAAGCUGUGGAGGUGCAGGUGCUGCUCCUGGACGAUCUGCUGGUGCUGCUGCAGCGGCAGGAGGAGCGGCUGGUGCUGCGCUGCCACAGCCGCACGCUGGCCCCCGCCCCCGACGGGAAGCAGAUGCUGAGCCCGGUCAUCCGCCUGCGCUCGGCCAUGACCAGGGAGGUGGCCACAGACCACAAGGCCUUUUAUGUCAUCAUCAGCUGGGAAAACGGGGCUCAGAUUUAUGAGCUGGUGGCUCAGAGUGUCUCCGACAGGAAAAACUGGUGCAGCAUCAUCAGCGACACCGCGGGGUCCCUCAAACUGCCGGGGUCCCACCGGGCCAAGGCUGCGCGGGCUGGGGGGGCACACAGCCCCCAGGGUCAGCUGGAUUACCGGGACCCCUCUGAAAAUGGGGGGGGGCCCCUGAAGGAGCCGCUGCCCCUGGAUGAGCGGGAGAAAGACGGGGCUGUGGAAGGCACCGAGUUCGGGGGCCCCCCCGAGAAACGCGAGGCCGAGAGCGGGGGGCUGGGGGCGCUCCCCAGACCCCCCCGCGGCCCCGAGGGGGGUGGACUGGCGGACGCCGCCCUGCAGAGAGUGGCGGCGCUGCGGCGGCUGCUGCGGGCGGGGGGCGAGCCCGGCGAGGAGCCCCCGCCCCCCGAGCAGGAUCUGGGGGGGGGUAUGUGA